This is a messenger RNA of Nasonia vitripennis (jewel wasp), 1980 nucleotides long. Its product is annotated as aldehyde dehydrogenase X, mitochondrial. NCBI's taxonomy places the organism in Eukaryota, Metazoa, Arthropoda, Insecta, Hymenoptera, Pteromalidae. The record is from RefSeq and is a predicted model, not a curated record. The transcript has 11 exons. Bases 419 to 1882 code for a protein of 487 amino acids. Gene Ontology annotation, molecular function: aldehyde dehydrogenase (NAD+) activity.
CUAAACCGGAUGUCUUGUAUCCACCAAAAGGUGUUUGAGGAUGGACAGCGCCCCAUUGGUUAACCCUGCAUAAAUAGUAAUCUUAUCAUCUGCUGAAACACACAGUGUUUACCGAGUUUAACAGAGGGUUAUCGACUGGCUGGAGGGAGAGAUAUUGUCGUCGCAGCUGCUCUCUAUGUGCGCACAACACACACCUUGCAAAGAUUGAAGAUUUGUGUGUGCGAAAAAGCGGGGCGCAUCGAGCGCGCUACACUAUAGCGAUAUCGCGUGAGCCUCGAGCCGGAGAUAAUUGUGUACAAAAACAGAAUACCGGCGCAGAACCGGAAUACUUCGCAGCGACUUUCGCGAGCCGCUGCCACUUAUACACUGUUGCCCGAGAAUUCUUUUGCGAGUCGCUACGAAGUUUGAGGCAUCAAACAUGGGCACGAACAAGCCGGUCGUCAAGUAUACCAAGCUUUUCAUCAACAAUGAAUUCGUCGAUGCUGCCAGCGGUAAAACUUUUCCAACCAUCAACCCGUCAACUGGAACAGUCAUAACCCAUGUAUCCGAAGGAGAUAAGGCGGACGUCGAUAAAGCGGUUGCGGCAGCAAAAAAAGCCUUUGCCCGUAAUUCACCAUGGCGAACCAUGGAUGCAUCUGCCAGAGCAAAGCUCAUGCACAAGUUCGCCGAUCUAAUGGAGCGCGACAUCGACUACCUGGCAAGCAUCGAGACUCUCGACAACGGCAAAACCUUCGCUGACUCGAAGGGUGACAUCUCCGCGAGCAUCGAGUGCUUGCGCUACUACGCCGGCUGGUGUGACAAGAUUCACGGCCAAACCAUUCCAGCUGACGGCGGAUUCUUCUCGAUGACGCGCAAGGAGCCGGUUGGUGUUGUCGGCCAGAUCAUCCCCUGGAACUACCCGAUCAUGAUGACCGCCUGGAAAUGGGGUCCAGCUCUAGCUGCCGGCUGCACGAUCGUCCUGAAACCAGCUGAGCAGACACCCCUGAGUGCCCUCUGUCUUGCUGCUCUCACCAAGGAGGCCGGCUUCCCUGCCGGUGUCAUCAACGUGGUGAACGGAUUCGGCCCCACCGCUGGCGCGGCUAUUGCCGAACACUUUGACAUUCGCAAGGUCGCCUUCACCGGUUCCACCGAGAUCGGUCACCUCAUCAUGCAAGCGGCUGGAAGGACCAACUUGAAGCGAGUUAGCCUUGAGCUUGGCGGCAAAAGUCCUCUAAUCAUCUGUGAAGAUGCAGACAUCAAAGAAGCGGCGGAUAUUGCCCACCACGCACUCUUCGACAAUCAUGGACAAAGUUGCUGCGCCGGUUCGCGCACUUUCGUUCACGCAAAGGUGUACGAUCAAUUCGUCAAGGAGGCCAAAGAACUGGCGACCAAGAGGAAAGUCGGCGACCCCUUCAGUGAUGGCACCGAUCAGGGACCACAAAUCGACCAGGACAUGUACGACAAAGUCAUGGGAUUGAUUGCAUCCGGAAAACAGGAGGGAGCCACUCUGGUUACGGGAGGAAAGCGCGUUGGUAACGCAGGAUACUUCAUUGAGCCUACGGUCUUUGGUAAUGUCACCGACGAGAUGAAGAUCGCCAGGGAGGAAAUUUUCGGACCCGUUCAAUCGAUCUUCAAGUUCAACGAUAUUGAAGAAGCUAUUGAAAGAGCGAACAAGACAUCUUAUGGUCUUGCAGCUGGUAUCAUCACCAAAGAUAUUGAUAAGGCUCUGGCCUUUGCCAAAGCUGUGGAUGCUGGAAGCAUCUGGAUCAACGGUUACGACCUUUUGACGGCUCACACGCCUUUCGGAGGAUUCAAAAUGUCUGGAAUUGGACGAGAAUUGGGCGAAGAAGGACUGCACGAAUACCUUGAGGUUAAGACAAUAACUAUCCGUACAAAUGCAUAAACCAAAUCUAUCUAUAAUUUCAUACUACCUAUUAAAAUAUUGAUUAUUCUAUUUUAACAAAGCAAGUGAUAAUAAACAGACUUUUUUAACUGAAAAAA